AUGACAGGAGAAGAAGCAAUUCCCAUUGAUUCUACUCAUGGAAAUAUAGUUAUAUCUACUAUAGAUACAACUCAACUUAAAGAAAGAAUUAAAACCUUUUCAGAAAAUGAAAGAUCUAAAAUUGGUUAUAUUCAUAUAUCGACCAUUCAGAUUUUAAUUAAAAGCACUUUUAUGAAAGGUAUUAAUUCACCUCUAGAAAUAGCUUUAAAAGACUCUAGAAUUCUAGACACAGAUCAAGCAACAAUUGCAAAAGGAAAUUGCAAUCUAAAAUAUGGUAAAAUCAAAUUUGAUAUAAAUUUACAAAUUGGUUUAUCUCUAAAAGAUAAAGAUCUUGAUAGAUCUAUAGUUUUUCAUUAUAAAAUGAAAAACAAAAAUUUUAUGAAAAAAGGUAAUCACCCAUUUACCAUUUACUAUAGAAUUAACUAUGCUUUGAGUAAUUCACAUCAUAGUAUAGAAUUCAAAGGAAAAGACACAAUUCAUAUUGACGAAUUGUUUGCACCUAUAGUAACUCUAAAAUCACCUAUAUUUAGAAGUCUAGCAAGGAAUAGUUGUUCUUUGAUAGAAGCUGACAGAGAUCUGUUUGAGGAAACAGAAGACAAAUCGUUAUUUAGAAGCAAAAGCCUUAGAAUAACACCACCCAAAAAAGAUUUUUAUAUCUCAGAACAAAAAGAACUAAGUAAGCUACAUAGUUCAAUAGAAGGACUAUCUUUACAAGUCCAAAAUUUAGAUAGAAAAAUCUAA
Molecule: messenger RNA, 741 nt
Organism: Trifolium pratense (red clover)
Lineage: Eukaryota; Viridiplantae; Streptophyta; Magnoliopsida; Fabales; Fabaceae
Exons: 1
Coding region: 1-741 (246 amino acids)
Source: RefSeq, a predicted model, not a curated record